Messenger RNA from Sarcophilus harrisii (Tasmanian devil), 2297 nucleotides. Its product is annotated as inactive serine/threonine-protein kinase TEX14-like. Gene Ontology annotation, molecular function: protein kinase activity; protein binding; ATP binding. The record is from RefSeq and is a predicted model, not a curated record. NCBI's taxonomy places the organism in Eukaryota, Metazoa, Chordata, Mammalia, Dasyuromorphia, Dasyuridae. Gene Ontology annotation, biological process: mitotic spindle assembly checkpoint signaling; protein phosphorylation; attachment of spindle microtubules to kinetochore. Gene Ontology annotation, cellular component: midbody; kinetochore; intercellular bridge.
AGCCCUCCCAGAGACGCCCCGGGCCUCUGAGAGCGCGCGCUGCCCAUGGGCCUUCUGCCCCGCCCCUGUCAGGCUCUCCCCUGCGUCCCCGGCCCGGCCCUGGGCUGACCCGCGGGCGGCCCCUCAUGCCCACCCUGCCCCCGCACUGCCCCGCGGAGCUGGGCUCCGUCAGUGAGCGGGACAGCGCCCUGGCCCAGCUGCACCAGCUGGCCGUCGUGGGCGGGCCCUGCUGGCGGCUGGCCAGGGUCCUGAAGAAAGGGGUCCAGGUGGAUGGGGAAAACUCCCUGGGCCAGACCGGCCUCUUCCUGUCGGCGCUGCUGGGUCGCACGGGCGCCGUCCGACUUCUCCUCCGCUUUGGAGCGGACCCCAACCACCGCUGCCUGGAAGGAAGCACCCCGGUGCACGCGGGAGCUUUCUCGGGCCACUGCCAGGUCUUCCUCUGGCUGCUGGAGGCCGGGGGGGACCUGAGGCUGCAUGACCAGCAGGGCUGGACCGCCGCACCGGGGCGCAAGGAGGCUGGCCCGAGAGCCGGCGUGAGCGGGGCGGCGCGAUCAUGGGGUCCGGGGGGAGGCCCAGUGGGACCCUGGGUGGGGCUGGGCCCCAAGAGGUAUGAAGCUGUCCUGGAGCUGCUUCGGGAAUGCCGAGCCAGAAUGUCGCUGCUGGCCCAGGGGGGCGAGACGGCGCUGGCGUCGUCCCUGGGGGAGCUGUGGGGGCUGCGGGCCGGCUCUCUGGGAAACCUGCACCUGGCGCUGUCCUCCCAGCUCCUGCCUCAGGCCGAAGGGUCACUGUGGCCCAACCGGAUCCAGCGGUCGCCCCAGGUGCCGGGGCUGGGAUUUGGCCAGCUGAGCAGCCUGAGGCCUCUGGGCCUGACCUCUGGGGUUCCCCUGGUUGAUCCUGAGGAGCUGCUGCCAGCCCAGGGGGAGCCCGACCGGACCUAUGAGUGCGGCGCCGCCCACACCAUUAUGGUCAACCUCCUGUGGAGGGGACACCCAGUGACCGUUCGGAAAUUGAAGCCAGCCCCCGCCCGGGCCCUCCCGGACCUGCUGCUGUCUGACCUGAAGCACUGCAGCCUCCUCCAUCACCCCAACCUGCUGCUGCUCAUGGCCCUGAGCCCCUCCCCCGACCUGGCCGGCCUGUGCCUCCUGUUUGAGCCCAUCCAGGAGGGCUCCCUGCACCGCGUGCUGCACUGCCCAGGGGAUGCGGCAGGCCCCAGAAUCCCCCCUGGAUUCCCCCCAGGACAGCUGCUAUUACAGGUGCUAGAGGCCCUGCUCUUCCUCCAAGGCCAGGCCCGGGCCCACGGGGGCCUCAGCUCCCACGCCGUCCAGCUGGUUCGACCAGGGCUGGCCAAAGUCAGCAACCUGGAGCACGGGCGAUCCCUGCCCCGGCCCCAGCCCGAGCGAGCAGUUCCGUGGGGGGGCCCAAGGCCAGGGCCGCCUCCCCCCCCUGAGCUGUACCCCUGGCUGCCUCUGGAGCUGAUUCGGGGGGACUCGCCCACCCUGACGUCGGACUUGUACAGCUUCUGCAUCUUGACCCAAGAGGUCUUUACUGGGAGCCUUCCCUGGGCUGGGCAAGAAGGCCUGCAGGUCAAGGCGAAGCUGGAGUCCGGGGAGGGUCCGGCUCUUGCUCCCCAGGUUCCCCCGACCUACCAAGCCCUGGUCAAGGCGGGCCUGAGGGUGCGGCCCCGAGACCGGAAGGGCAGCCUGCAGGACGCCCGCUACAAGCUGAGGGUGGCCUUGGCUCAGGAGCCUGCGCUCAGAGAAGCCUCUGUGGGCACUGUGGGCAGCCCCUCCUUGGAGCUAAAGACCCCACCGCCAGCUCCCGGGAAGGAGGGCGACCUCUCGCCUUGCCCUCCACACGUGGAGCAGCUGCCGGAGCUAGAUCCCAAGGUCACCAGCACGCCCAGACCUCCGUCCCCCAAGAUGGCCCCCAAUCCCAACCCGUCGGAGACCUUGAAGUCCCCAGAGAGCGGCGGGGCCUGGGGAAUGCCGGCGCCCGGCCUUGGAUGAAGCAGCCUGCCCGGGCAGCAGAGGGGCCCCGCCCCCCGCCCCUUCGCCGACCCCCAACCGGCCCCUUCCCCCUUUCAGCAGAGGCCGGCCCUGCUGACCAGUCUGAGGGAGUCGGCCUCCCUGCUGGGCCAGGCCCAGGGCUCCCUGGAGAGACUGGAGAGGAGGUUCUCGGCCCGGAUCCGGGCCCUGCAGGAUCUGCUGGGAGAUGGCCCCGAGGCCUCGGCGGCCCCCUCCACCUGCCCCCCAAGUGGAACAGGGCCCCCCUCUCCCCGUCUUCAGUUUGGAGCCCGC